AUGUCCGCUGUCGAAACGAUCACUCGGCCUACUCAGCCUGAUAUUGAGUAUCACCCCGACUUCGCAAAAUACCAGGAACGAAGGCGUCUUCGACUUGAAUCUGGAAAUCUCCAAACUAGUGUGCCGACUGGAUUUCCGUCCGAGCUGGUUUCUCCUCUUGUUUGGGAGGGGAAGGAUGUUGAAAAGCGGAGUGACUGGGCUUACCAGUUGAAUGAUAGUCAGCUUGAUGAGAUUGACGCUGCCUUGCAUAGCUUUAAAGCUCUCAACAAGCCGUUCGGUUAUAUCAAACAGACCACGUUCCCUUUACCAAACCUUCAUCCGGUCCUGCGAGAUCUUUCUAAAGAAAUCCACAAUGGCCGAGGAUUCUUUGUAUUACGGGGACUGCGCAUCGACAGCUAUUCUCGGGAAGAGAAUAUAAUCAUCUACACUGGUGUUUCAUCCCAUAUCGGAAGCAUACGUGGUCGCCAACAGGACACACGCCUUCAAAACGGAACCUCCCCGGUGAUAUCACAUAUUAAAGACAUCAGCAACACCGUUGAGAGGGAGAAAAUUGGCGCACCUUCGAAUACAGCCGAUAAGCAAGUUUUCCAUACUGACGCAGGAGACAUCAUCUCUCUUCUUUGUUUGAGUCCUGCGGCCGAGGGUGGUGAAAGCUAUCUUUCCAGUAGCUGGAAUGUUUACAAUAUUCUGGCAAAAGAGAGGCCUGAUCUACUCCAUACUUUGUCUCAAGAUUGGCCAGUCGACGGGUUCAACAAUCCAAACAAGCCCUACACUCUUCGGCCUCUUUUAUACCACCAGCCAGCAACGCCAGACACCCCCGAGCGUGUACUUAUUCAAUACGCCAGGCGUUACUUUACAGGGUUCAAGGCCCAGCCUCGAUCAGCCGAUAUUCCUCCAAUCACAGAAGCCCAAGCAGAGGCACUCGAUGCGCUACACUUUCUAGCAGAGAAGCACAGCGCAUCCUUGAAUUUCCAGAAGGGCGAUAUUCAAUACGCCAACAAUCUUAGUAUCUUCCAUGCUCGCAAUGGAUUCAAAGAUGCGCCUGGAAAAGAGCGACAUUUGCUCCGACUUUGGCUACGUGACCCAGAAAACGCCUGGGAAACCCCAAAGCCACUGCAGCAUCGUUGGGAUACGGUUUAUAAAGAUGUAACCGAGGAUCAACAGGUCUUCCCCCUGGAGCCGAUUCUUCGAAAGAAUGUGGGGGUCUUAGAUGCCCGCAGUGAAGAGAGGCGUUAUUUGGGCAUGAAACAAUAUGUAUUAAGGUUCCUUGGUGGAGCAUAA
Messenger RNA from Penicillium manginii, 1281 nucleotides. RefSeq names its product TauD/TfdA family dioxygenase. NCBI's taxonomy places the organism in Eukaryota, Fungi, Ascomycota, Eurotiomycetes, Eurotiales, Aspergillaceae. Gene Ontology annotation, molecular function: oxidoreductase activity. The record is from RefSeq and is a predicted model, not a curated record. The transcript is spliced from 4 exons. The coding region runs from base 1 to 1281 and encodes 426 amino acids.